AUGAACAAGGAACAGAAAGACAAGUUGUUAUUGAACAAGGCUCGUCUUCAAGAAAUGGCAUCGACGUCGAGAUCAGCAGAAGAGAAAAAGCUAGCUCAGGCAGAAGAGAGGAGGAGAAGAGCCGAAUUGAGGGCUCCGAAAGAAGGUGAAGGAAAUGUCGACAUGAAUCUGAUACAAGAAGCGGGUCGAAUAGCUAGAGAAGAGGAUCUGUCGGAGAGCCAUCAGGUGAUACACGGAGCUGGACCCAAGGCCGGUGUGAUUCAGGAGUCCUUCGUCGAGGAAGAAGAAGAAGAUAGCCUGGAAUCGAGCUCGGAUUCAGAGUCGGAUACUAGAGAUGUGAAACCGCUAGAACUGAAGAGGAGAGAAUUGGAGAAGUUGGAAGUGAGACGAGAAGCAGAGAAACGUCAUCAGGAGGAAUUGAAGAAGAGCAAAGUUUAUGAAGGUGUACCUAUUGAUGACCUACAAAUACACCAAGUUAAAGUCUUGUCUGAGGAUAAAGAAGCUGCCGUAGGCGCUAGACUCUCACGGAGUGACCAAUUCGAGGAGAGAAAAUCAGCGUUUCGAGAGUCAAAAGGUGCCAAUUCUCGUAGCCGAGCGCUCUUAGAGGCCUUGACGCACGCGUUGGAUACCAACAAUGGAGUUGAAGCCAGGAAGCUGGUCGCGGAUUUCAAUGAUUCGUAUGGAUCGCUGGUGGCGAUGGAUUACGAUGGUUACGUACCUCCGGAACCUAAAGGAUCAGUCCAUGAUCAGCCGAGUCUUCAGGCCCUAGAAAGUCAAAAGAGCGUACCUCAGGCCCAGACUCAACAGAAGUCCGCGAGUUCGAGAUUGAUGGACUCUAGUCAAUUGCUAGCGUCGAUCUCUGGGUCGUUACCUUUCAGCGGCCAAGAACCUCAAUCGAAUGGUGCCGAGACGGGUGUACAUCCUCCUGCUGUGGCGAAGACGAUUCCAGAAAUCGAAAUCCAGAUGAAGAAGAGCGCGAAGAAGCGGAAGGGGAAGAAGCGAGCUGAGCGAGUCGAGGCGCCUUCUUCGUCUUCUGACAAGUCCAAAGGACAGAAGUCGAGGAAGAAGAAGAAAGAGGAACCGUCUUCUUCAGAUGAAUCGGAUGACUCGAAGCCGAAGAAGAAAAAGAGGAAGAGGAAAGCUUCAUCAAAGAAGAAGAAACAGUAA
Molecule: messenger RNA, 1167 nt
Organism: Melampsora larici-populina 98AG31
Lineage: Eukaryota; Fungi; Basidiomycota; Pucciniomycetes; Pucciniales; Melampsoraceae
Exons: 4
Coding region: 1-1167 (388 amino acids)
Source: RefSeq, a predicted model, not a curated record